UAAAGUUGUGCGUGUCGUCAGCUACCUCCCUCCGCUUCCACCGAAUUCGUUCGACUCGUCGAUCUGCGACUCCCUCGCAUUCUCUUCAACUUAAUUUAUUUGACUCCGACUCCUCGCUUCAGGGUCAUGGUCUCCUUCUUCAACACCGGUUUCUUGGUUGUGUCGAUCGCAGAGGAGGGCAGCGGCAGCGGUUGGGAGAGGAGGGACAAGAGGAGUUGCAGUGAGAGCAGGAACGGAGAAGAUGGCGCAGGAAUAUUCAAACGCAACAGUUGGUGGCGGGGUCGAGGACAUGUACGGCGAAGAUCGCGCUACCGAGGAGCAGCUCGUCACUCCCUGGACCUUCUCCGUUGCAAGUGGAUAUAGUCUGCUAAGAGAUCCGCACUACAACAAAGAGCUAGCCUUCACAGAAAAGGAGAGAGAUGCUCACUACUUGCGUGGACUUUUGCCUCCGGUAGUUGUGACUCAAGAACUCCAGGAGAGAAAGUUUUUGCAGACCCUUCGUCAAUACACCGUUCCCUUACAGCGUUACAUGGCGAUGAUGGACCUUCAAGAGUUAAAUGAGAGGCUUUUUUACAAACUUCUGAUUGACAAUGUUGAGGAGUUGCUUCCGGUUGUGUACACACCAACAGUAGGUGAAGCUUGCCAGAAGUAUGGGAGCAUCUUUCGACAUCCACAAGGUCUUUAUAUCAGCUUGAAAGAGAAAGGAAAAAUUCUUGAGGUGCUGAAGAACUGGCCUGAGAAGACUAUUAAAGUUAUUGUGGUUACAGAUGGUGAACGUAUUUUGGGACUAGGAGACCUUGGAUGUCAGGGUAUGGGAAUUCCUGUAGGCAAACUUGCUCUUUAUACAGCUUUAGGAGGACUUCGUCCGUCUGAAUGUUUACCCAUUACCAUUGAUGUGGGGACAAACAAUGAAGAGUUACUGAACAAUGAGUUCUACAUUGGUUUAAGACAAAAGCGUGCUAGAGGCCAGGAAUAUGAUGACCUUCUCCAUGAGUUUAUGUGUGCUGUUAAGCAACAAUAUGGUGAGAAAGUCCUAAUUCAGUUUGAAGACUUUGCCAACCAUAAUGCAUUUGAUUUGCUAGCAACAUAUAGCAAGACCCAUCUCGUCUUUAAUGAUGACAUCCAGGGAACUGCCUCUGUGGUUCUUGCUGGACUUGUUGCAUCCUUAAAAUUGGUUGGAGAGUCCUUAGCAAACCAUACCUAUUUGUUUCUUGGGGCUGGAGAGGCUGGUACUGGUAUUGCAGAGCUCAUUGCUCUUGAGAUUUCUAGACAGAAUGGUACCCCGAUUGAAGAGAAUCGUCGAAAGAUUUGGCUUGUUGACUCAAAGGGACUGAUUGUUAACUCCAGGAUGGAAUCUCUACAACAUUUCAAGAAACCAUGGGCCCAUGAACACGAACCAAUUAGCAAUCUUCUUGAUGCUGUUAAGGCUAUCAAACCAACUGUGCUUAUAGGAACCUCCGGAGUAGGAAAGACUUUCACACAAGAAGUAGUUGAAGCCAUGGCUUCAUUUAAUGAGAAACCUCUUAUUCUUGCUCUGUCAAAUCCGACCUCGCAAUCCGAAUGUACUGCUGAGGAAGCAUACACUUGGAGUAAGGGCCGUGCAAUUUUUGCCAGUGGAAGCCCAUUCGAUCCAGUUGAAUAUGAGGGGAAAACUUUUUUAUCUGGCCAGGCAAACAAUGCUUACAUAUUUCCAGGUUUCGGCCUUGGUUUGAUCAUUUCAGGAGCAAUACGGGUGCGUGACGAAAUGCUUCUUGCAGCAUCUGAAUCUCUAGCCCAACAAGUGACACAAGAGAACUUCGAUAAAGGAUUGAUCUAUCCGCCCUUCAAGAACAUCCGACAGAUAUCAGCACAAAUUGCUGCUAAUGUGGCUGCAAAAGUAUAUGAACUCGGUUUGGCUUCUCGCCUUCCUCGCCCCAAAAACCUGUUGGAACACGCAGAGAGCUGCAUGUACAUGCCAACAUAUCGCAGCUACCGGUAAAUUGAUGAGGAUUUUCAGAAAAGAUAUGGAUGCAGAACUUGAAUCCAAAUUCUCACACAAUAACACUGAGGUUCUUGCUUAAUUUAUCAGCUGAGUUAGCUGCCAUUGUUCAGUUAAUACAGAAAGUUUUCAGUUUUCUAGCAGUGAAAUGUCUUUUUUUUUGGAAAAUAUUUGGCAUCUUCACAUUGCGGUCGAUGAAAAAUGUUUAAUCGAUUGGAAAUGUUAAUUUUUUAAGUAAAUGACUUUUAUAUGAAUCGAGCAA
Messenger RNA from Zingiber officinale, 2240 nucleotides. Its product is annotated as NADP-dependent malic enzyme-like. NCBI's taxonomy places the organism in Eukaryota, Viridiplantae, Streptophyta, Magnoliopsida, Zingiberales, Zingiberaceae. The record is from RefSeq and is a predicted model, not a curated record. Gene Ontology annotation, biological process: pyruvate metabolic process; malate metabolic process. Gene Ontology annotation, molecular function: malate dehydrogenase (decarboxylating) (NADP+) activity; malate dehydrogenase (decarboxylating) (NAD+) activity; NAD binding. Bases 242 to 1978 code for a protein of 578 amino acids. The transcript has 20 exons. Gene Ontology annotation, cellular component: chloroplast.